Molecule: messenger RNA, 1242 nt
Organism: Monomorium pharaonis (pharaoh ant)
Lineage: Eukaryota; Metazoa; Arthropoda; Insecta; Hymenoptera; Formicidae
Product: odorant receptor 49b
Exons: 7
Coding region: 1-1218 (405 amino acids)
Biological process (GO): sensory perception of smell; detection of chemical stimulus involved in sensory perception of smell
Cellular component (GO): plasma membrane
Molecular function (GO): odorant binding; olfactory receptor activity
Source: RefSeq, a predicted model, not a curated record
AUGGCAUUUGAUAUGGAUGGUUCAAAAUAUAUUGGAUAUCAAGAUUUCGAAUGGGCAGUGAAACUAAAUCGUAUUAUCUUAGAAAUUAUUGGACUUUGGCCUAAAGCUGCACAAAAUUCUCGACAGAAGUUAAUUUGCAAUUUUCGGGUGCUCAUCGUUUUCCUAGCAGUAACGUGUGGCGUUUUGAUUCCUUCCGUGCAUUCAUUAAUAAGAAUUUAUGGAGAUAUCAUGCUCAUGACAGACAAUUUAUUAUUUACUUUGCCAGCUAUAAGCUGUUCGAUUAGAAUCGCGAUUUUUUGGUGGAAGAAGGAAGCUGUUAUACCAAUCAUAAAUAUGAUGGCAGAGGAUUGGAUAAAAUCGAAAAAUGCGCAGGACAAGAACAUUAUGAUUAAACAAGCGCAAACUGCACGUAUUAUUAUUACUUGUGCAUACUAUAUAAUGGGAAUAGCAUGCUUUUUUAUUAUUGUUCUCCCGGGAGUCUUUGGAAUAUCAAUGAGAAUGACACCGAAUAUUACUGACCCUGGCAGACCAAUGCCUAUACAAACGUAUUACAUUUAUGACAUAACUAAAAGACCCCAGUACGAACUAACGUUAAUUAGUCAAUCUAUUUACAUUCUUCUCUCCAUUAUGGCUUAUACUGGAAUCGACAAUUUUCUCGGACUAGUAAUUUUCCAUAUAUGCGGCCAAUUGGACAUUCUAAAAAAUCGUUUGAUACAUUUGGAUAAAUAUACCAAUUCUCGUGAUACGUUAAAAAAAUGCGUAACAAAACACAUUCGUUUACUUAGUGCUAUUAACAUUAUUGAAGAUACAUAUAACAUAACACUGCUAAUGUUAUUUGUAUAUUUUGCAAUACUCUUCGCUUUUUAUGGUUUCCGAAUAAUUAAUUUGUUUGAUGGAAAAAAUGAUUUAUCUGUUACUCAAUUGAUAUAUUUUAUAACCAACGUUUUCAAUAUAUUUAUGCAUAUGUGCUUGUAUUGUGCUUUAGGAGAAAUUUUGAUGGCUCGGUGUAGUGAAAUAUAUUAUGCAGCAUACUGUAACGAAUGGUAUUGUAUGGAUCCAAAAAUUACAAAGGACUUUUUGUUUCUAUUUCUAAGAGGUACUAAACCGGUUUAUCUUACUGCUGGAAAAGUGUUUCCUAUGACAAUGGCCACAUUUUGCAAUCUAAUAAAAACAUCAGCUGGUUAUAUAUCCGUGUUACAUACAACUAAAGGUUAUUAAAUAUAGAACAAAAUAUAUUUUAGA